UUUCAACCUUGGACUCCACAGUCCACAGAGAGCAAUAUGAGACAGAUAAAUAUUUUAAUGCCAACUCAGGUUUAGAUCCCCCUUAUUUACUGUUCACUUGAGUCAUAAGUGCCCACCGAUGGGGGAGGUUGUGUAGUUGUGUAUUGUUAGGCUUAGGGCAGGGCCUAUUGUCUCUCACCUGAAUAAAUGUUAUCUGAUCUGACUGAAGACCAUAUUAGCAUACAGGGUUGAAGGCAAGGCUGUAAAAACAGAGCUAAAAAUCAAUUGAAAUCCAUCUGAACAUGACCUGAGAUACAGUAGAACAGAGUACAGAGAAGUAAAGAGGGUUUUAAAACUAAAAACUAAAAAAGGGAAAAAUAUUGACACUUAAAUAUAUCAGAAGAAAUAUGGUUGGCUGUAUUACUGCUAUGUUAAUUUCAUUUUUGUUAAUCACAGAUUCAGUUGUUACAAUUCACUUCAGUGUAAAUAAACAGCUAAAACUAUUUAUACAUUAAAAACGAAAUAAAUAAUUAAAAUGCUGUUUAUUUACACUAAAAUGGACUAAAUGGACCCCUCACAACACGCACACACUAGCCACUGAACAAUGCCUUCUGUGUUGGUAAUUAGCCCAAAUAAACCCACACCCAAAGACCUCCAGUCAAACCCACAUCUAAAGGGUACUUAAAGACUAGACACACCCUGAAGAGUCAGUAGUGCUCUUUUUUGUGCUUUGGAGAUAGCAAAGAGGAAAGAAUAGGAAAACUAUUCAGUAGAGUGAUCCAUAGUGGGAAUUUAGAGAAACAGCUAAAAUAUUGGCAUUGGAUUGUGGGCCGCAGUAAAAACUAAAAUGCCACGAGUGUUUCUGGUGAAAAAUGUAAGGAAAAGAAACUGGAGUCUGCUCCCAGAUGCUACUGCGCAAGCGGAUAUAUACAUACCAACUUCUCUCUUUCCUCCUCUUUCCUGUUAUGGGCAGGAGGAGUGUGAGGCCAGCACUGCAGAGUUUCCCCUCCUUCCCUGCACAGCACAGAGAGGAGACACACACACACAGCCUCACUCUGAUGGCCUGGCCAUUCAGCUGCAGGAGUCCAGCUCACAGAGCUAUCUAAGGACACACAGGCCCCCUUACAUUUGCACCAAAAUUAAGAUAACCGUGGGAGAGGCGCCAAAUAAACAAUCACAUGUCUCACAACCUACAAAGCUAAAUACAACAGAGACACCGCCUAUUACACUAUCCUGUCCAGUGUGCCAUAAGACUUACAGCAACACCCGACUGGUAAAACGCCAUCUGAGAAGUCACAACGAUUCUAAGAGGUACUCAUGCGAGCACUGUGGCAAAGGCUUCAAUGACUCUUUCGACCUCAAGAGGCAUGUGCGCACCCAUACAGGUGUGCGGCCCUUUAAGUGCAGUGCGUGUGAUAAGGCCUUCACUCAGCGCUGCUCUCUGGAGACCCACUUGAAAAAGAUUCAUGGUGUCUCUCAACAGUAUGCUUUCAAGGAACGCAGGGACAAGUUGUAUGUGUGUGAAGAGUGUGGCCUGACUGCUCCCACACAAGAGAGACUACUCAAUCACCUCCAGGCUAAACACCCCAGCAGCGGAACUGCCAAACCCAAUAGAAGGAAAAAGCCUCCACAUGGCCGGGAAGGCAGUGCAUCUCCCAGCUCACCUCACUUCCACAAUACAGGGGAUUUUGAUGUGUUAAAUUAAAUUGAGUUAAAUUAUUGCGC
Astyanax mexicanus (Mexican tetra) is the source of this 1704-nucleotide messenger RNA. It is a transcript of the gene ovol1b, whose product is annotated as ovo-like zinc finger 1b. The transcript is spliced from 4 exons. NCBI's taxonomy places the organism in Eukaryota, Metazoa, Chordata, Actinopteri, Characiformes, Acestrorhamphidae. The coding region runs from base 827 to 1684 and encodes 285 amino acids. Gene Ontology annotation, molecular function: DNA-binding transcription factor activity, RNA polymerase II-specific; RNA polymerase II cis-regulatory region sequence-specific DNA binding. Gene Ontology annotation, biological process: regulation of transcription by RNA polymerase II; epidermal cell differentiation. Gene Ontology annotation, cellular component: nucleus. The record is from RefSeq and is a predicted model, not a curated record.